This is a messenger RNA of Anguilla anguilla (European eel), 1310 nucleotides long. Its product is annotated as leptin-like. Gene Ontology annotation, molecular function: hormone activity. Lineage: Eukaryota; Metazoa; Chordata; Actinopteri; Anguilliformes; Anguillidae. Gene Ontology annotation, biological process: signal transduction. Bases 501 to 1016 code for a protein of 171 amino acids. Gene Ontology annotation, cellular component: extracellular region. The record is from RefSeq and is a predicted model, not a curated record. The transcript has 2 exons.
CAUAAAAACAAAAACAACAGAAUGAAUUAUAUCCAUUUUCAUGAAUCUCUCUCUUCUGACCUUGAAUCAGUGCAGUUUUUUGUUGUUUUGCUUAAAACUCAAGGUCAAAUAUAAAAGCCAGUAUUCUGCCAUAGCAUGGAAUGCUGUGCUGCUGUUUUUCUCAUUCUGUCCCAAAAUAGUUGUCCUAAUUGCAGUAUUUCCAAGAAACCUGCUUGCGCAACAGGAAGAGUUUAAAAUGUAAGGUAAUAUUUGCGGCCAGGAUGUUUGUGGGUGUGAAAAAGAGAAUUUCAUUGUACAAAACAAAAAAAAAGAAAGGAAGAACAACAUACAAUUUAAAGCCAUUGGCCAUGUUCACUUAUUGAAAGGAAUGUACCAUUCCUCCUUGGCCAUGGGGACCAGCAUUAUUUCUGUUGAUUUCUGAUUUCUGAUCUCUGCUGUUGUAAUGGCCAUGAGUGUUAAAGAGAAAAUGGGCUGUUCCAGGACACACUCUCACCUGAAGAAUGCAUCACUUCAUCAUUCUUCACUGCACUUCCCUCCUCUUUCUACUGACAAUGGGUAAAAGCACACCGCCCCCUGUGGACAAAAUGAAGAACAACGUCAAAAUGCUAGGAGAAACAGCAUUAAUACGGAUACAAAAAUUCACGAAUGAGUUCCAGAUUUCUCCUAACAUGGUGUUCAGCGGUGCAGAGUUGAUCCCCAACAUCACGCUGGAGACACCCCUGGGUUUGUCCUCCGUAGCGGAGAACCUCAACACUUUCCAGCUCAUUUUGCUGAACCUGACCCUGGACGGCACGCUCCAAAUCCGCAGUGACAUUGUAGGCCUCCUGGACAUUGUGCACUGGCUAGCGGCCUCCAGUAGCUGCCCCAUGAAGAAACCAGCAAGUGACGGACACUUGGAAACUUUUCUCAAGACCAACAUGCCUUUUCAACUCUCAAUUGCCAACAUUGUCUUGACCCGACUACAGGAGUUCUUAAACAAACUAAUCAACAACCUAGACCAGCUGAAAAAGUGUUGAUCGCCUCUGAGGGUCGAAAUUGAAAUCCUGCAAUUCUGAAAACACGGUGUGCGUGCGCGCGUGCGCGUGCACAUGCAUGUAAAUGUGAUUUUCUCUCGUCAGGUAAGGUAAGGUUUAAGGUUGCCUAUUUAUAAAAGGUUAAACACUGUAUUAACAUUUUUGUACAAGAGCACUUACAACUAUUUGAAACAUUUAUUAUUAUUAUCAUGAAACAUAUUUUUGAAGAAUUCAAGUACUUAGAUUACUUGUGAUAAGCAUUUUUAUAUUUCUAUUGCAUAUUUUUGCAUUUCUCUC